Molecule: messenger RNA, 1671 nt
Organism: Cavia porcellus (domestic guinea pig)
Lineage: Eukaryota; Metazoa; Chordata; Mammalia; Rodentia; Caviidae
Gene: Ptges2
Product: prostaglandin E synthase 2
Exons: 7
Coding region: 165-1277 (370 amino acids)
Cellular component (GO): mitochondrion
Molecular function (GO): prostaglandin-E synthase activity
Source: RefSeq, a predicted model, not a curated record
CAGAUGCCCCCGCCCCAAGUAGGCGCGCACCGGACAGCUUUCCCCGUUGGGCGUCGCCGUCGCCCCCGGGCAACACGACGGAAGUGGGGAACUGGCCCUUUAAGGGCGCCGCUGCGUCUGCGUCUGGGUUUGGCGCGCCCGCCCACGGCGCCGGCGGAGAGAACAUGGCCCUGGCGGCACGGGUGGGGCGGUGGCUGUGGCCCCGUAGGUGUGCGCUAGCCGACAGACUGGGCAGCCGCCCGUGGCCACCGCUGCUCACGCCGAGCCGGGCCGGCUUCGCGGGGUUGGCGAGUAGCCGCCAGGGGCGCCCGCGGCUGCUGGGGACUGUGGCCGUGGCCCUCGGAGGCACCCUAGGACUGUAUCACACCGUGCGGUGGCACCUGCGUGCCCAGGACCUCCGCGCCGAGCUCUCCGCAGCGCAGCUCUCCCUGUCCAGCCACCUGCAGCUGACCCUGUACCAGUAUAAAACGUGCCCCUUCUGCAGCAAGGUCCGUGCCUUCCUCGAUUUCCAUGCCCUGCCCUACCAGGUGGUGGAGGUGAACCCCGUGCGCAGGGCCGAGAUCAAGUUCUCCUCCUACAGGAAGGUGCCCAUUCUGGUGGCCCAGGAAGGAGACAGCUCGCAACAGCUGAAUGACUCCUCCGUCAUCAUCAGUGCCCUCAAGACCCAUCUGGUAUCUGGGCAGCCCCUGGAAGAGAUCGUCACCUACUACCCACCCAUGAAGGCCCUGAAUGACCAGGGCAAGGAGGUGACUGAGUUCUGUAACAAAUACUGGCUCAUGCUGAACGAGCAGGAGGCCCAGCGCAUGUAUGACAGCAAGGAGGCCAGGACGGAGGAGAUGAAGUGGCGGCAGUGGGCAGACGACUGGCUGGUGCACCUCAUCUCACCCAACGUGUACCGCACACCAGGCGAGGCCCUGGCCUCUUUCGACUACAUCGUCCACGAGGGCAAGUUUGGAGCCGUGGAGGGCGCCAUGGCCAAGUACGUGGGCGCAGCGGCCAUGUACCUCAUCAGCAAGCGUCUCAAGAGCAGGCAUCACCUCCAGGAUGACGUGCGUGAGGACCUCUAUGAGGCCGCCAACAAGUGGGUGGCAGCCGUGGGCAAAGACCGGCCCUUCAUGGGAGGCCAGAAGCCAAACCUCGCUGACCUGGCAGUGUAUGGUGUGCUGCGUGUCAUGGAGGGGCUGAAGGCCUUCGACGACAUGAUGCAGCACACACGCAUCCAGCCCUGGUACCUGCGGGUGGAGAAGGCCAUCGCGGAGGCCCCCACAGCACCCUGAAGGUCCUCACCUGAUGGAGAGUAGGAAGCAGAAGACUGUGGGGACCAGGGCCCCAGGGCCAGUGCUGGCAACACUGUUAUAGAUAGGGGUGAUGGGUGCGGGGGCCUUCCACCUGCUGUCUGCCCCAGCCCCAGCUCCCCAGCUGCUGACGCUGACACUUUGGGGCUCCGGGAGCUGGGGACAGGUUGGGGCUGUUUCUGCUCACAGUUGCCUGGAGGGUUGUGGUCACCUCAGGGACUGUGCCCCACCCUGGGAGCUGAUCCCUGCCUGGACCUCCCUGUUCUACAGCCCCUGAUGGAUGGGGAGUGGGGUGGUGUUCAGAGAUCCCCCUCUUCUGGCCACCCCUGGGGCACUGUCAUGCUGCAAUAAAGAGGAAUUUUGCUGCUCCCCUGGA